UGUUUUCCGGUCGAGGCGGCGCUGUCAACCUUGCUAGCUAACAACACGGGAUUAGCCUUGUUUUGUCAUGUCAAUAUCAAGACAUAUGUUCACAACACGGCGCAGUUUAUCUUUAUUUCGUCACACAGCCACAGCUGGGCGGCGUUGAAGAAAUAUAUCUGGGCGGGGAGAAGAAGUGUGAGAUGAAAUGACAACGUCAACAUUGCAGAAAGCGAUCGAUCUCGUGACCAAAGCCACAGAAGAAGACAAGGCGAAGAAUUAUGACGAGGCAUUGCGUCUUUACCAACAUGCCGUGGAGUAUUUUCUACAUGCUAUUAAAUAUGAGGCCCACAGCGACAAGGCCAAGGAAAGCAUUCGAGCAAAGUGCAUGCAGUAUUUGGACAGAGCGGAGAAACUGAAGGACUACCUGAAGAACAAGGACAAACAAAGCAAAAAACCUGUGAAGGAGUCGCAGAACAAUGACAAGAGCGACAGCGACAGUGAGGGUGAAAACCCCGAGAAGAAGAAGCUACAAGAGCAACUUAUGGGUGCCAUUGUAAUGGAGAAGCCCAAUGUCAGGUGGAAUGAUGUGGCUGGACUCGAGGGAGCCAAGGAAGCUCUAAAGGAAGCCGUCAUCCUUCCCAUCAAAUUUCCUCACCUCUUUACCGGUAAGCGGACGCCAUGGCGGGGCAUCCUGCUGUUUGGGCCACCAGGGACGGGGAAGUCCUACUUGGCCAAGGCUGUGGCGACCGAGGCCAACAACUCCACCUUCUUCUCCGUCUCCUCAUCGGAUCUUAUGUCAAAGUGGCUGGGUGAGAGCGAAAAGCUUGUCAAGAAUCUGUUUGACCUGGCUCGCCAGCACAAACCUUCCAUCAUAUUCAUUGACGAGGUGGACUCACUGUGUGGCUCCCGGAACGAAAAUGAAAGCGAAGCAGCUCGGCGAAUCAAGACGGAGUUUCUCGUCCAAAUGCAAGGUGUGGGAAACAACAACGAUGGUAUUUUGGUUCUGGGGGCCACCAACAUUCCCUGGGUGCUUGACUCUGCCAUUCGGAGAAGAUUUGAGAAGCGCAUCUACAUCCCGCUGCCGGAGGAGCCGGCCCGGGCACAGAUGUUCCGCUUGCAUCUGGGCAACACGCCUCACAGCCUGAGCGACGCCGACCUGCGGCAACUCGCCCACAAAACAGACGGCUACUCCGGCGCUGACAUCAGCAUCAUCGUGCGGGAUGCCCUCAUGCAGCCCGUUCGGAAGGUCCAGUCGGCAACACACUUUAAAAAGGUUCGUGGGCCGUCCCGCAGCAACAACCAGGUCAUGGUGGACGACCUCUUGACCCCUUGUUCCCCUGGCGACCCCACUGCCAUAGAGAUGACUUGGAUGGAUUUGCCUAGCGAUAAGCUACUGGAGCCAAUAGUCUGCAUGUCAGACAUGCUGCGUUCUCUGUCCACCACCCGUCCAACGGUCAACACUGAAGACCUGCUCAAGGUCAAGAAAUUCACUGAGGACUUUGGGAUGGAAGGCUGAGUGCAAGGUGACCGUUUUCUCCCUUUCGCUCCAGACCUUCGAUAACACCUUUGCCCCCCCCCCUCCUCCCCCCCACACACAUGGUACCAUCACCUCUUUUGGGUUUCAUGGUGGAUCGCAAAUUAGAUGAGUGAAAAAAAGAAGACAAUGUAUUUCUCCUAUUUUAAUUCUCCACUCUGCUAGUUUUGACUUUGUGCAGAGAUCCGACUGAAUGCUACGAUAGAAAAAAACGUUGUUGUGACUCCACCCCUACCCUACCUUCGACCACGAACUGCAAAAACACUAAGAACAACUGGGGGUGACGCGGUGUGAUCGCGCAGAGGAUGUUCCACACGGAGACCUUUCUCUCGACUGAAGGAUGACAGUGGGUGGUCAUGGUACACGUUGCUUUGCUUUCAAGGAACAAGAACCACAAGCAUCUCCCGCCGGCCUCGCAAGUACACCGUUAAGUGUUUUUUUAUUAUAAGAGUCAUUGCUGCCUCCACCGCCAUGUUGUUUGCCUAGGGGUGGGCCAUACUGCACGACACUAUCCAUCCGAUACCAAGUACUGACACACCAAAAACAUUUCACUUCAGGCUCAUUGAAUGAUUUGGGUGAUUUUACCUUCAAUUUAUUGAAUUUAUUGAUUAUAGUCAGAAUAAAACAUUUUUUAGGAAAACAAAGCAAAUGCAGUCAUCCCUCCCAUUGCCAUGGAAUCCAAUUUCUCGGCUUUACUACUUUUAAAAAAAAUAAAUAAAUAAAUAAAACAUGUGGUUGAAUAGGACCCAUUAUUAGUCCAAAAUAUGCAGAUUUAUUAAAAUCUUACAUAGUUUUGGCUUAAAUGAAGCAUUUUCAAGAAUAAAAGUGGUUAAACUCAACUCAAAUACAAAAUAAAAGCAUUCGGAAGGUGAAUUCAAAGAGGUUGUGUAUGUAGUGUUCAACAAAAUGUUUAGCCAGACACACAAUCCUCACACUAUCCCGAGGGAACACAUUUAUGCGACACGCAUGAGGAUCACUUCUAUUUAUGCCUGAAGUGUCUUAUUUUCUCUUAUUAUGUCUACUUUUUGGGUAAUAGGAGUGUAAAGGUUACUAUAGGGGUGUUAGUUCAUGUCCAGAGGGCUCUAAUGUUAUAAAACUUUUUUUUUUAAUCCUACUUGGCGGAAAUUAAUUUAUCGGAGUCGAGUCUAAACGAGGGAUUACUGUAUUUGUUUUUGUGAGCAAUUGAACAACAUGUAAAUGCAACAAAAGACACCGAUUGCCUUUUUAUUACUUACAAUUGUUUGAGUAAAAUUAAGUCAAUAAGGCAAAAAAAUUGAAAACAAUUGAAAAAUAUCGAUUUCGUCACGAUAGCGUUCAUUAAUACUGUCGCCAUACUUGCUAUCGGUGCUACCCGAUACUUGAUCAGCCCACCCCUAGUGUGUUCUGUAAGCUAGGAAAAAAAUGACAAAAAAAGUACUUUGAAUUGCUUGAGGUCAUUUUAAAGUGUUCAAGUCUGUCCUGUUUUAUCGACAUUUUGUCUUCAAAAUUGACUGCUAUCACACACAUGCAUUCAUGUCGAAAUGACGACGACAUUCAGUCAGUCCCUCCCCUUCCCGAUACGUAGCCGAGCUGGCGACUGUUACGGGUGCUAAGUGUCCCGUCACUUCGCCUUUCGAGUGUUUUUCAGCGCGCCAUCCCUGCAACUUCCGAGUGCGAACGCACUUCUGCACCCAAACGCCAAUUCCGACACGGCGCAUUUCAGCCGUUUGUACCCAUGCCUCCACGUAGGACACGUUCACUUCCUACAUACAGUACAGUAUACAGUACCAGUACCAAAUACAGUACCUGAUCAGUGAUGGACUGCGAAAUAUUUAUUCAUUCUGUAGCACGUCUCACUAACGAGGCGCUGCAAAGACGUGAAACUUUUAAGUUCUCCUCGCCGGUAAACCAGAAGCUGGAUAUUUAUGAGGUGUCACCACUGCACCGGGAUUACCAGGACGUGUAAUAGCAUGGCUGUGUUUACACACUUAUCCAAUUGUCCGUGUGUAAACAGACGCUGGUCAUGUCAACUACUAAUUGAAGGUGCAUUAAUAAAAACUAACAUUUCAGUG
Messenger RNA from Doryrhamphus excisus (bluestripe pipefish), 3567 nucleotides. It is a transcript of the gene vps4a, whose product is annotated as vacuolar protein sorting 4 homolog A. The record is from RefSeq and is a predicted model, not a curated record. Gene Ontology annotation, molecular function: ATP hydrolysis activity; ATP binding. Gene Ontology annotation, biological process: endosomal transport; vacuole organization. NCBI's taxonomy places the organism in Eukaryota, Metazoa, Chordata, Actinopteri, Syngnathiformes, Syngnathidae.